GUCGACAUGUCUGCCGCAAGCACGACAAGUAUGGACAAGGAGCCAAAGACCGACUCAUCACCACCUAAAGAUGAAGAGGAAGCAUAUCUCACUGGCCUCACACUAUACAGUGUGCUGGUGUCAAUAGUUCUCGUCGUCUUUCUGUUGAUGCUCGAUACCUCCAUCGUGGCCACUGCAAUUCCAAGAAUCACAACUCGAUUCCACUCUCUUGAGGAUGUCGGCUGGUAUNNGUACGGAUCUGCAUACUUGCUCGCCAACUGCGCUCUGCAGCCCCUUGCUGGCAAGAUCUACAAAGAGUUCAGCUACAAAUGGACCUUCCUUUGCUUCUUCGGUGUCUUUGAACUCGGAUCCUUGCUGUGUGCUGUCGCUACUUCUUCGAAGAUGUUCAUCAUUGGUAGAGCAGUAGCUGGCCUAGGAGGUGCCGGUCUGGUGAACGGUGCGCUCUCCAUCAUCGCAGCCUCUGUACCUCUCGAGAAAAGACCGCUCUACAUGGGCUUCAUGAUGGCUUUUAGUCAGCUUGGCAUUCUAUUUGGACCAUUGAUCGGUGGUGCUCUUACCGAGUAUGCAACUUGGAGAUGGUGCUUCUACAUCAACCUCCCUGUUGGUGGUGUUGUCGCGGUCGGCCUCUGCUUCGCUCCGGUCCCAGCUGGACCUGAAAAGAUCGAAGGCAAGAAUUUCAACGCCGGCGCAUUCCUCCGCGGUCUGGACCUUGUCGGCUUCGCAUUGUUCGCACCUGCCAUCAUUCAACUUCUUCUCGCGCUCCAAUGGGGCGGCGCUACAUANCCCUGGAACUCUUCAACAGUCAUUGGUCUCUUCUGUGGCGGUGCAGCAACCGCUCUUGUGUUUUCGGCCUGGGAGUACUUCAAAGGUGAUGAUGCUAUGAUCCCUUUCUCCAUGGUUCGCAGACGUAUUUUCUGGUCAAGCUGCUUGACCGUCUUCUUUACGUUCGCCUCAAUGCUGAUCGUCAAUUUCUUUUUACCUGAGUACUUUCAAGCAGUACGCGGUGCCUCGCCAACAAUGAGUGGUGUCGAUCUGUUGCCCAGCAUAAUCAGUCAGAUGAUUUUUGCUAUCGUCUCUGGUGUCCUGGUCAGAAAAGUUGGCUACUUCCUGCCUUUCUCAAUCGCUUGCGGCGUUCUUACUGCCAUCUCAUGUGGUCUUUUGAGCAUGCUUGGUCCUCACACCUCCAUGGCAAAAUGGAUUGGCUACCAGAUUCUAGGUGGCGUUGGCCGUGGCUGCGGUAUCCAGAUGCCCAUCAUCGCCAUACAAAAUCUGCUACCAAAGUCCCAGGCAUCGGUCGCCAUGUCGCUGCUCAUAUUUUCUCAGACCUUUGGCGGUGCCCUCUUCCUUGCUCUGGCACAAACAGUUUUCAACACUGGACUCUCCUCAGCGCUCCAAAAGUACGCACCUGAAGUGGCGGCUGAGACCGUCCUUGCUGCUGGUGCCACAGGAGUGAAAAAUGCCGUUUCUAAAGCUGCACUACCACAAGUGCUGCAGGCCUACAGCGUGGCCGUCAACCACGUUUUCUACCUUGGAGCUGGUGCAGCUGCAGCAGCUACGAUCGCUUGCUUAGGCAUGGGUAUGCAUAGCAUCAAGAAGGCUCAGGCGGCUCAGACAGCUGCUGCGGUGCCUGAGACAUCCGAGAAAGAGAUUGUUUGA
Molecule: messenger RNA, 1656 nt
Organism: Aureobasidium musti
Lineage: Eukaryota; Fungi; Ascomycota; Dothideomycetes; Dothideales; Saccotheciaceae
Source: the annotation of a GenBank genome assembly